UACAUACUCAAAUUGCAAGGCCAAAGCAGAACAGCACAUCAACAUCUGCCAACGUUUUAAAACCAAAUUUUGUUUGAGAUAAAGGGGGAGGUCUUGCUACAAAACAGCAAUAUAUGAACAGAAAUGGAGUUUGAAUGCCACUUUUCAAUCUGGGGACUUCUAGCCUUUAUGACUAUGGGUCUGAUUGUUUCAUUGGUCAUAAAUAUUUCAUACUGCAUAGCAAACAAGCAAAAAGGUUACACGUACAGAGACUAUCAAGAAUAUAAUCCAAGCUAUGAAGAUGAUUAUACUGAAGAAUGCCCAGUUUAUGGCAACCUCAAUCAGGAGAUUUUAGAUGAAUGUUGCUAUGAACAAAUGAAGGCCCACCCGCGGAGAAACGCUAAUGAAGUAAAGGUGGACGCUGAAGGUCAGAUGUGCUAUGCCUCCCUCGAUCACAGCAUCAAGGAAAAACACAGGAAGCCUAGGAAAAAGAAAGCUCCUCCGUUAGAAGUGAAUGAAGAAGAGAUGCCAUCUAAAAACAGCACCCUGGCUUCCCAAACUAGCAUUUAUCUCAACAGUGACCAGCUGGCCGCUGAAAAUAAACCAACAGAGGAAGCCAUUCAUGAUGACCCUAUCAGACUGUUUGGCUUGAUUCAUGCAACAUAGGAAAAGACUCCUAAAGAGGAUCCCUGAUCCAAAUGAUCACAGAAGAUAAAGUAGAUCUUUCACUUGUUUAUGUUGUGGGAAAGAGACUGAAUAAAUAGUAUCCUGAAUUUGGGAGAAUAGCUUGGUAAAUGAAACACUGAUCAAUGGUAUAAAUGGGUAAGUGAUGCAUUCAAAUUGCUGGGCAUAACUGCAAACUAAUUUAGGUCAGCAGGUAGCAGGAUUUUAGACACAGACUGCUAAUUUUUAAAGCAACCCAAAGAAGAGCUGGCCGCCUUCAUAUGUAUCUAUUUUGUAAAGGAGUUACAAAAGCCAAGUAUCUCUCAGAAUUUGCCCCCAAAUUAGCAAUUAUCCUGCAUACUUUAUAGCAGGACUUACUUCUUCAUUUCUGUUGUCCAUGGAUCCCACUUCAAGGGAUCUAAAAUGGGCCACAUGGCCCUCUGUAGAAAGCUAGCAUAUUUUGUCUGUUAUUCUAUGUUGUUUCAGUAGUAGUUUGGGAAAUCAGAGGCACUUUAAGACUGACAUAUUUAAUAGUUAAAACUUGUUCUGCUGUUCAAUAUUUAAUACUUUGCUACUGUGACCUGCAGUAAUAUUUAAGGUUAAUUAGAAAAUGAUGUAACUGCUUCAGUUCAUUUCAUUAGUGCUUUGUACAUCCAGCAAAUUUAAUGAUAUCCCUUGUAUACUCUUAGCUUCCUAUGGUGAACAGUACUAGAAUCUCAAAUCUCUACUUCUGUACCAAUAACAUUUUAUCUGUCUGUAUUCAACAGUCU
Malaclemys terrapin pileata is the source of this 1412-nucleotide messenger RNA. Its product is annotated as T-cell receptor-associated transmembrane adapter 1. The record is from RefSeq and is a predicted model, not a curated record. Gene Ontology annotation, cellular component: T cell receptor complex. The coding region runs from base 124 to 645 and encodes 173 amino acids. NCBI's taxonomy places the organism in Eukaryota, Metazoa, Chordata, Testudines, Emydidae. Gene Ontology annotation, biological process: negative regulation of receptor recycling; positive regulation of T cell receptor signaling pathway. The transcript is spliced from 6 exons.